AUGGCAGUUGUAGUUAUUACUGAAGCUCUGCUGCUGUCUUACACAGGGCUCUACGACCUUGAGAGGAAAAUGUUAGUUGGAUGCUGUGUUCUAAUCACCUGCCGACAACAUAACUGGCCCCUCACCAUGGGAACCAUCUGCACCCUGUUGUAUGCGGAUCUGGAUGUGUUUUCAGGCACCUACAUGCAGCUAGUGAAGCUUCUGGGGCUGGAUGUGCCCGCUCUGUGCCUGGCAGACCUGGUGAAGUCUUACUGCAGCAGCUUCGCACUGUUCCAAGCUUCCCCAUCUAUACCGGUUAAAUAUGUGGAAGACAAAGACAAGAUGCUUUCCCGCACCUUGCUGCUGGUGGAGCUGGCAAAUGAGACUUGGCUAGUGACUGGGCGGCAUCCCUUGCCUGUCAUCACUGCUGCCACCUUCCUGGCAUGGCAGUCUCUGCUGCCUUCUGACCGACUGACAUGCUCUCUUGCCCAGUUUUGUAAAUUGGCCAAUGUGGACCUGCCCUACCCAGCCGCCUCUCGUCUGCAGGAGGAGGCGUUGGAAUUAAUCUUCAUACCUCAAAACAAUUGUUAUAUAGAAAUGUAA
Molecule: messenger RNA, 582 nt
Organism: Phodopus roborovskii (desert hamster)
Lineage: Eukaryota; Metazoa; Chordata; Mammalia; Rodentia; Cricetidae
Product: transcription factor IIIB 50 kDa subunit-like
Exons: 2
Coding region: 1-582 (193 amino acids)
Biological process (GO): transcription initiation at RNA polymerase II promoter; transcription preinitiation complex assembly
Cellular component (GO): nucleus; transcription preinitiation complex
Molecular function (GO): TBP-class protein binding; RNA polymerase II general transcription initiation factor activity
Source: RefSeq, a predicted model, not a curated record